This is a messenger RNA of Ahaetulla prasina, 3432 nucleotides long. RefSeq names its product leucine rich repeat containing 75B (gene LRRC75B). Bases 189 to 1280 code for a protein of 363 amino acids. The record is from RefSeq and is a predicted model, not a curated record. Lineage: Eukaryota; Metazoa; Chordata; Lepidosauria; Squamata; Colubridae. The transcript is spliced from 4 exons.
UCCCCCGGGACCACAGAUGCGGCCGAGGAUCGGCUCCUCCCCGGCUGCGCGCCGCGGGCACGUGCCCGGAAAAACAGAGCCGCGUCCCGCGAGCGGAGGGCAGCAGGUGGGCUCCGCUCGCUGCACUGCGCCGUCCGAACCCCGCCGGCUUCCCGGCGCGACAAGCGAAGCGCCUCGGGCGGCCGGCGAUGGGCUCCCGGCUGAGCCGGCAGAGCGGCGCGGAGGCGACGGGCGUUCUCCGCCGCUCCAAGGGGUCCCUCCGCGGCAGGAGCCGCCCAGAGGAGCCGCCGCGCCGCCUCGGCCCGGACUGCCGGCUGGCUUCGCUGCUGCGGGGCUCGGAGAAGCGGUCAGCGGGGCUGCGCAAGAACCGGGCGGCGGCGCCCUACGUGCGGCGGGUGCGCUGGCUGCGCGAGAUCCAGGCCGCCCUCCGCGAGCACCAGCACGAGCGGGCCAUGCAGCUUCUGCGGCUGCUGCGGAAGGACCUUGGCCUGGAGGGGAUGUUCCUCAAUGACGUUCUCUACAAGAAGGCCACCUUCCUCAACCUGGUGGACCCCAUCUCCCACGACCUCCUGAUGAGCCUGGCCAGAGACCUGCAGUGCCCCAAAAAGGAAUACGAUCCGUGGAAAUCCUCCGACCGAAUCUGCCGGCAACUGAUCUACCACUUGAGUCCACAUUCUAAAUGGCAUCAAUCUGGGCUGCCCCAUCGCAAAUCCCACAGCAGUCUGAAGAGUAGCCUGCAGAAGAAGCUCAGCCAAGAAGCCAUCCAUCUCUCCGGGGUCCCUCUCUCCACACGUGACAUCCAGCAUCUGGCCAGCUACUUGCAGGACAGUGGGGACCACCUUCUCACCGUCGACCUGAGUUUCACUGAUCUGAAGGAUGAGGAGAUGCGCUUCCUGAUGCCUUUCCUGCGGUCACUGCCCAGCCUCACCCACCUCUCCCUUAACGGGAACCACUUGACCCGAGCAACUGUGAAGGACCUCACCGACGCCAUGAAGGACAUGGCCAAGUUCCCCUCUUUAGCCUGGAUUGAUCUGGGCAACAACGUGGACGUCUCCUCCAUGCCGCAGCCUCUGCUCGUUGGCCUACGGAAGCGGCUCAGCCAGCAGACCACGCUGCCCACCAUUUACGAAUCCUUGGACUGCACUUCUGAGGCAUCCAGUGGACCUGAGACCAGCCUGCUGGAGGAGGAGGAGGAGGAGGAGGAGGAAGAUUUGCAAGGGCAAGAGGGGAUCCCACCAGUGGCCAAGCACUGCUUCCACCAGCAGUCGUGUGAAAGGUGACUAGACGUGGAGGUGUCCUCUGGAAGACUGAAACCAUGGCUGAGGAAGCUCUGAUGGAAGAGAUGCUGCACCAGGCCUCACCUGCCUACUUCCUUGAGCCCUUCCUAACCUUUCCGACUUGCUCCCCUUGCCCCGUCCUCUUCCUCCUAGUCGGGCUUUCUCACAUGCACCAAAUCAGGCUGGUCACUUACCAUGAUGCUGCAAAAGUAGACCAUCUGGAGAUGCAGGUGGGCUCCUGUUGUGGGGAGGCGUUUGGAGCAAGCCAGCCCUGGGACCAUCCUUUCCCAGCUGUGCUGGGUCCACAGGCCCAGAGAGCCGUGUGAGAACAGCAUGGAAAGACUGAAUGGGGGCCGAGACGGCACCGGGAUGGCACGGCUCGCCUCCUCCCCCUCCUCCCCUCUGAACAAAGGGUGGCGGAAUGCGAGGCAUGCCGGUGUCUGCAGCCCAGACAUGUGACCGAUGGCACUGCAAGAACUCGAGGGCAGCUGGACAUGGGUUGCGCAGGUGUUUGUCUGGGGGGCCUGUUUGGAGCACCCCCUUCCCCCCUAGUGUUUCUGCUCUUCGUGGACAUCUGCAUUCAAACGCCUCUGUGCUUUCUGCUCUCCAUCAGGCUGGGAUGGUAACUCUGCCUUAUGCCCAGGAGGAAACAGUAACCUGGGCAAGAGCCCAGUUCAGCAGAAAUACCUGGUGGUGUGUGAUUUGCGAUAGUAAAUGACUUUCCUGGAGAGAGGAUGAAAACAUUGCUCAGUGCUUUGUGGGGCAAUUAUAUGGCAGAGUUGCAGAAGCCUUGUGCACUCUAGAAACUCCUGUUGAGAUGUUCCCAACCUGUUUCUUCAUAAUGGGGGUUCCCUUCUUUUUCUGCUAUUUCUCUCAAAAGGAAGAAUGUGCGCAUUUUCAACCGUGCCUUGGUGCCAGGGGAGCUGGAGUGCUUUUCUCAUCCAUCCAGUACAAGGAGGCUUGGAUUUAACAUCCCUUGCAACGUUCCUUCAUGGAGAAAGGAGAAAUUGGCUCUCCUCCAUUUAAUAGUAGAAAAAAAUCAAUUUGGGGCAUACAAAAUAGUGAUGACAUCUAAGCCACAGUGGAACAGCCAGUUGGACACAAGUGGGUUUGCAGAAUGCAUCACUCAACUAGGGUUUAACAUCUGUGGCUCAGACUAUGAGAGAAAACGGGACACGCCAAAGAAUCUUACAGGGCAACAAGAACUCCCAGAGAACCUGAGCCAGGCGGUGAUGAUUCGAAGCACCCAGCCUGGUCCUGGGUGGUUUCGUUUCGAAGUGUGGCCAUUUAUGCACACCUUUGGGGUUCUUUCCACACAAGCCCCCUUUUGGAACCCAGAUCCUGUAGAUAAAAAACUUUUAAAGAUGCAAAUAAAUUCUGCCCACUCACCACCCCGAAAAUGCAAUCCUCUAAGCCUUGGGCAGCCACUCUUGAACACCCUAACGGUUUGAAUGAAAGGCUUCUUAGAAGUCUCUGAUAAUAAUUUAAGAAGAGAUUGGAUAACCAUUUGUCUGAAAUGGUAUAGGGCUUCCUGCCUGAAUCAGGGAAUUGGACUAGACGACCUCCGAGGUCCUUUCCAGCUCUGUUAUUCUGUUAUAACCAAAGCUAAGAGUUCUGCUUGUAAGACUUGCAGCUUCCCAAUUAAGAGGCUCUCUGCAGGUAGCAGAGGAAAGAUGGUCAAAAUGGAUUGAGCAGGCAGGAGCACCGGUCAUCUUCAAUCAGAGGGAGGCAAAUUUUCUUUUCUCAGUAUGCAAUAUGAUACUCUCCCUUACAAUGAAAUUCCCAAUUCUAGUCUAAAAAGUUUUUAUAACCUCUGAGAACAAACCAAGCACUUCAUCCUCUACUUUAUCUCUCCAAUUCACCAUUGCAUGCUCAAAGAUAAUUAAAAUUUUAGAAGCAUACGAGUGAACACAAAGAUACUUGCUAGAUAAACCUUUUAAAGUUUUAUUCUGCAUUUUGCAAAGAUUGGAAGAAAAAAAUCAAAACUUAAAUUAAGGAAACACUAAAUAAGAGAUCUUAUACCUUACCAUGAUUUAGAUUUUAUGGACGUGUCUGUUUUUAUUUUAUGCAUCACCCAGAGACCUGGGUUUACUGAUUAAUCGAAAGUACAAUAAAUUAUUUUAAAAAUCAAACGGGACAUUUUUAAGCUCAUGGU